CGGCCGCCAUUUUGUGUGGGAGAGAGAGGGGCGGUGCGGAGCAGAGCGGAGCGGGGGCGGCUCUGAGGGUGGGCGUCGGACACUGACGGCGGAGCAGCGCGGGCUCGGUUCCUGAGGGGCCGUGUGUGUGUCCGUGCUUGUGGGCGAGCGGAGCGGACAGAAGUCGCAGGACUUCUCCCUUGGAGCUUCUGUGCCGAGAAUCCGAUGUUGGGCUCGGCUCCCUGGCUGAAGACAGCAGAUCAGCCCAUGAAAACUUCUAUUCCCAGCCAAAGGAAAGAGUCCAGCACAAGGCAGCACCUGUUCUUUCAGGCUUGGAAACAAGAAAGGGGGCAAGAGUUGGAGAGUGUGGAAUCAGAGAAGACCACUGAGAGGUGACAUUUAAGUUGAAGAUGGGCGGUGGAGAAAGAUACAACAUUCCCGUUCCCCAGGCUCGAAAUACCACCAAGAACCAUCAACAACUUAAGAACAGGCAGAAGAACAAAGACCAGAAUUCUCAGAUGAAAACCUACGUGAAGAAGGAAAGAGGCCACGGCUGCAGCUCCUCUCCUGGUGCAUGGCAGGCCAUGCAGAAAGGGGGGAAGAACAACGUUCACUUCCCCAAGAAUCCCAAUUGGAAUCCUGCUCUAUCCAAUCACACCCUGUUGUUCACCCCUCAGAGCAACCAGAACUAUGCUGGGGCCAAGUUCAGUGAGCCACCCUCCCCAAGUGUUCUGCCUAAACCACCAAGCCACUGGGUACCUGUUUCUUUUAAACCUUCUGAUAAAGAAAUGAUGACAUUUCAGCUCAAAACCUUACUGAAAGUCCAGGCCUGAGGUGUAACUUGUGUGAUUUUCAGAAGUGAUUUCGACUGUCAGGGUUUGAAAUUUUUGAGCAUUGCUAUUCCCAACUCCAGCUGCACAGGUGUGCAAGGCCAGGUGUUCUUGCUGCAUGUAGUUAGUCACUUGGAGAGGGGUGAAAGUUUACAUUCCCCUCAUAUUUUACCUCAAAAGUUCAAUGCUGUGUUCACCUCACUGUGAAAUACCUGUUUUUUUGAAAAUCAAUCAAAUCCUGAGCAGUCACCAUUUACUGUAUUUAAGAAUGGGACUGUGUUCCAAAAUUGGAAUUGUGACUUUGACUUAUUAGAAACCACCUUUUACCUAACUUUAUGCAGCAUGAACUGAAAAGAAAAAACGCACUGAAAACUUUAAGUCAGGUUAUUUGCUGCUUUUCAGACUGAUGUGAGAUUUGCUAAACACUCUGCAGAGCAGAAACCUCCACCUGGGCACAAGGGGAGGCACAGCUGAUUCUCUCCCCUGCCCCUGUGAGCUUUAGUGGCACUUGUGCAGUGGUGGGUGAGUGUUUCAAGCCUGUGACUCCCAUCUGGAAUGUUCUGGAAAGGUGUGGAAGAACUCCUCAGGCAGAUGCAUAAAUCCUCUCCAGCUGUGCUUCCCAGGAAUCUCCAUGAGUGCCAACUGAAGACCUUGCAUUGCCAGGUGACUGCCAAAAAAACUCCCCCAAAAUCCUUUGUAUGCCCACUGUACUGAGGAGUUCUAAACCACAUUUUUCUCUCAGCUUUUAUAAAAAAACGGUGGAGUAGUUCUUAGUCUGGUCUUAAAUUGGUUCCCCUGUAACAAUUAAUAGUUUGGGGCAGGUGUUAGAUGUUCUCACAGGGAAGACAGAGCCAUGUAAAUACAUGUAAAACGUUGUAGCAUAUGUAAAUUUUUGCUGGGCUUUCCUGCACAGAAGUAUUUUUAGUACAAAACUGCUGAAUGUAAGAUGACCAUGUUGAGUACGUGGCCUGGUUUUAAAAAAUGAUAUUUUGUUUAAAAAAAAAA
Ficedula albicollis (Collared flycatcher) is the source of this 1814-nucleotide messenger RNA. It is a transcript of the gene PNRC2, whose product is annotated as proline rich nuclear receptor coactivator 2. The transcript is spliced from 3 exons. Lineage: Eukaryota; Metazoa; Chordata; Aves; Passeriformes; Muscicapidae. Gene Ontology annotation, cellular component: nucleus; P-body. The coding region runs from base 390 to 812 and encodes 140 amino acids. The record is from RefSeq and is a predicted model, not a curated record. Gene Ontology annotation, biological process: nuclear-transcribed mRNA catabolic process, nonsense-mediated decay.